Rhododendron vialii is the source of this 2565-nucleotide messenger RNA. RefSeq names its product wall-associated receptor kinase 5-like. Gene Ontology annotation, molecular function: calcium ion binding; ATP binding; polysaccharide binding. The coding region runs from base 29 to 2332 and encodes 767 amino acids. The record is from RefSeq and is a predicted model, not a curated record. Gene Ontology annotation, biological process: protein phosphorylation; cell surface receptor signaling pathway. The transcript has 4 exons. Lineage: Eukaryota; Viridiplantae; Streptophyta; Magnoliopsida; Ericales; Ericaceae. Gene Ontology annotation, cellular component: plasma membrane.
AGUGCAUUCACAUCCCAAUUCCAACACUAUGUGUCCAUCCUUAAACAUGUAUCUCCAUGUAAUACUCUUGUUUUUUUCAUGGCUCCUCCUGCUAUUAGCACAACCUACACUCGGAAAAAACAUAACUGCCAACAUCGCCAAUGUAACCUCCACAAGCUUCCUCGGCACCAAGCCAGGCUGCCAACCUAAAUGUGGAAACCUAAGCAUCCCUUACCCUUUCGGCAUAGGGGCUGCCUGCUCCUUUGAUUCGAACUUCACAAUCAACUGCAGCACUUCAAAGCCCUUCUUAGGUGUCUUCGAGGUCCUAUCCAUCUCACCAACCCAAGUCCGGAUCCAAAAUGUUGUUGCUUCUAUGUGCUACAACCAGACCGGGGUUGUGACCAAUAAUUCUGGGACCUCGAUAUGGUCCCAGCAGUUGGCCUCGCCAUACACGUAUUCGGACACGGCAAAUAAGUUCAUGGUCGUCGGUUGCGAUGACUUUGGCGAGCUUUGGGGGGCUGGUCAAGCCGAGUUCCUCAUUAGUGCAUGUGGGUCCAAAUGCUACACCGGUACGGACUUGAUUGAUGCAAAUUGUACCGGUGUUGGUUGCUGCCAAACCGAUAUUCCAAAGGGCCUGCAGACGUACGAGGUUGUCCUUUCUAGCUUUUCCAAUCAUACCCAGGUUUGGUCAUUCGACAAAUGUGGCUAUGCGUUUAUGGGAGAGCAGGAUAACUUUCAUUACAGCAGUCUAUCAGAUAUUUCGGACCCCACUUUCGUGGACCGAGUGCCCAUAGUACUUGAUUUCGCGAUUGGAAGCCAGAAUUGUGUUGAAGCCCAGAACUCAAAUGCAUAUUUGUGCCAGUCGAAUACUUUGUGUACUAAUAAUACGGAUGGUGGCUCUGGAGGGUAUCUUUGCACUUGCGAAACUGGUUACGAGGGCAAUCCUUAUCUCAAUCCUGGAUGCACAGAUAUUGACGAAUGCAAAGAUUCCAGCCUUAACGACUGUGAUGGAAAUGCAACUUGCACGAAUACUCCAGGAAAUUUUAGUUGUUCAUGUAAUCAUCAUUUCUUUGGCGACGGAAGAAGCGACGGAAGUGGGUGCACUCAUCAGGCCUCACAAAUCUCAGUGAUCAAGUUAUCUCUAGGAUUGAGCUUUGGCUUCGUGUCAUUACUGAUUGGUGUAAUUUGGAUAUACUCCUGCAUCAAUAGACGGAAGCUAAUCAAACUAAGAGAGCAAUUCUUCCAACAGAACGGUGGCUUAUUAAUGAAACAAAAAAUUUCUUCAAUCGAGGGAACAAGUGCAAAUUCGUCGAAGUUCUUUACAACUGAACAACUAAAGAAAGCCACUAACAACUAUGCUGAGAACCAAAUAAUUGGGCAUGGUGGAUACGGUGUGGUUUACAAGGGAAUUUUACCAGACCAACGCGUAGUCGCCGUCAAGAAGUCCAAAGUAAUGGAUGCAAACCAAGUAGAGCAGUUUAUCAAUGAGUUGUUGAUAGUAACACAAGUUAACCAUAGGAACGUUGUGAAGCUCUUGGGGUGUUGUUUUGAAUCAGAGGUUCCCGAGCUUGUUUAUGAGUAUAUACCAAAUGGCACGCUAUUCCAACAUAUUCAUAAGCCAUUAUCUUGGUUAACACUGGAGGAUCGAUUGAGAAUAGCCAUAGAAACAGCUAGUGCACUUUCCUAUCUUCACUCUGCCGCAUCUAUUCCGAUCAUUCAUAGAGAUGUUAAGUCUGCCAACAUAUUGCUAGACGCUAAUUACGUGGCAAAAAUGGCAGAUUUCGGUGCUUCGAGACUAGUUCCCUUGGACCAAACUCAAGUGACUACAUUAGUACAAGGAACUUUAGGUUAUUUGGAUCCUGAGUACUUCCAAACUGGCCAGUUAAACGAGAAGAGUGAUGUUUACAGUUUCGGAGUGGUUCUAGCAGAACUACUGACUGGAAAAAAGCCUAUUUGUCCUGAGAGGUCUCAAGAGGAAAGGAAUUUGGCGACCUACUUCCUUGUGUCAAUGAAGGAAAAUAGGUUGUACCAAAUUUUAGAGCCACGGGUGGUGAAGGAAGGGACCUUGGACCAACUCCAAGCAAUUGGGGAGCUUGUAAAGAGGUGUCUUUGUGUGAAAAGUGAAGAGAGGCCUGCAAUGAAAGAAGUGGUUGCGGAAUUAGAAUGUUUAAGGAAGUAUAAAAAGGAUCCAUGGAUUAAUCAACAAAGUCAUGAAGAGAGUGAAAGUUUUCUGAGUGACGAAGCACCAACAGACAUUUACGCUUUCUCAAUAGGUCCUUCUACUGGUGACAUAUUUGGGCAAUAUAGUUUUGGCAGCAGCACGACAUUUCCGCUUAGUAAGUCGUUCAACUAGUGCUGGUGACAUCUUGCACAAUAGGUAUAGGAAGGUAAUGUGGCUUUCUAAUAGCAUUGUGGGGUCCUAUAGACAAAAACGCUUUGCAAAUAUGCACUGGUCAAUUGUGAUUGUAGAUUGUUCUUCAUUUGGGUCUGAAUCAUUUGUAAUAAGGUGAAGAUCUUGUUUGUUCAUGUUAUGGUUCAUGUUGUGGUUAGUGAAUUCAUUUUCUGGGCUGGUCUGGCUUAUGACUU